UUGCCGAGGCCGCCGCUGCGGCUCCUCCUCUCCCAGUCUUGGGUUUCCCUGGCACUGCUGCCUCAGUUACCUCUGCGGUCUAUAUGAGGUGGAAGAGGAGGAUGUGAAGAUGGCGGAGCUGCAGAUGCUGCUGGAGGAGGAAAUCCCGGGGGGCCGCCGGGCCCUCUUCGACAGUUACACGAAUCUGGAACGGGUGGCCGAUUACUGCGAGAACAACUACAUCCAGUCAGCAGAUAAGCAGCGAGCCCUAGAAGAAACCAAAGCCUACACCACCCAGUCCUUAGCAAGUGUGGCCUAUCUGAUAAACACCUUGGCCAACAAUGUUCUGCAGAUGCUUGAUAUCCAGGCGUCCCAGCUACGAAGGAUGGAAUCUUCAAUCAAUCAUAUUUCUCAGACAGUUGACAUUCAUAAAGAGAAAGUUGCAAGACGAGAAAUUGGUAUUUUGACUACCAAUAAAAACACUUCAAGGACACAUAAGAUUAUUGCUCCAGCCAACCUUGAACGACCAGUUCGUUACAUUAGAAAACCUAUCGAUUAUACUAUUCUAGAUGAUAUUGGACAUGGAGUAAAGGUGAGUACCCAGAAUAUGAAGAUGGGUGGGCUGCCGCGUACAACACCUCCAACUCAGAAACCCCCCAGUCCCCCAAUGUCAGGGAAAGGGACACUUGGGCGGCACUCCCCCUAUCGCACACUGGAGCCAGUGCGUCCUCCAGUGGUACCAAAUGAUUACGUACCUAGCCCAACCCGUAAUAUGGCUCCCUCGCAGCAGAGCCCUGUGAGGACAGCUUCUGUGAAUCAAAGAAAUCGAACUUACAGCAGCAGUGGGAGUAGUGGAGGAAGCCACCCAAGUAGUCGGAGCAGCAGUCGGGAGAACAGUGGCAGUGGGAGUGUGGGGGUUCCUAUUGCUGUUCCUACCCCAUCUCCUCCCAGUGUCUUUCCAGCCCCUGCUGGCUCUGCUGGCACUCCUCCCCUUCCUGCCACUUCUGCAUCUGCCCCUGCCCCUCUUGUUCCUGCUCCUGCCCCUUCCUCCACUGCCCCAGACGCUGCUGCUGGGGGUGCCCAGACCCUUGCUGAUGGCUUCACUUCUCCAACUCCCCCUGUUGUUUCUUCUACUCCCCCUACAGGUCAUCCUGUUCAGUUCUACAGCAUGAAUAGACCUGCCUCUCGCCAUACUCCCCCAACAAUCGGGGGCUCAUUGCCCUACAGACGCCCUCCUUCCAUAACUUCACAAUCAAGCCUUCAGAAUCAGAUAAAUGGAGGACCUUUUUAUAGCCAGAAUCCAGUUUCAGAUACACCACCUCCACCACCACCUGUGGAAGAACCAGUCUUUGAUGAAUCUCCCCCUCCACCUCCUCCUCCAGAAGAUUAUGAAGAAGAGGAAGCAGCUGUGGUUGAGUAUAGUGAUCCUUAUGCUGAAGAGGACCCUCCGUGGGCUCCAAGAUCUUACUUAGAAAAGGUUGUGGCCAUUUAUGAUUAUACAAAGGACAAAGAAGAUGAGCUGUCCUUUCAGGAAGGAGCCAUUAUUUAUGUCAUCAAGAAGAAUGAUGAUGGUUGGUAUGAGGGUGUUAUGAACGGAGUGACGGGUCUCUUUCCCGGCAAUUACGUGGAGUCCAUCAUGCAUUACUCUGAGUAAAGCUCAGCCGGGCUGUGCUUCCUCACGGCAAUAGUCAGGUCUUCCCAGACUGUCAGGAAGCCCCAGGAAUUCCCCUCCAGUGACAUGAAGGAAGGAUGCAAAUGAUAAACACUACUUAGGUUUUUUUGGUUUAUUCCCCAGUAUUAAAAAUUGAGCUGAGUCUGAACAAAUGGAUCUUUCUGCCAUUAUUUGUACUAUGCUGAGCCUUCUGGAUUGAAACAAAGUGACUUUCUGAAUGUGUCAAAGCUAUAACAACAUAACUAUGUAGCUAAAACCAAUCAGAGUAAGACUGAGUCAGAAAAAAUCUGGGAUCUUUCUCAGGAAUACUGUACAGUCUUGGGAUUUCUCCUCCUGCAGAACUUGUGGCAUUAGAUACUCUUCAGUGUCUGUGCUGAGGGCUUACUGCCCAGGUAGGUCCCUUAGCUCCGCACUUUAUUCAGCUUGUGUGAGGAGGAGGGACCCCGUUUCAAUACCACACUUAACCAUUUUUAUCAUUGUUUUGGAUGGCUUAUUUCUUCUUUAACAUUGUAAAUUCUACAUUCUGUCAGUACUUGAGUGAACCGGAUGAGCUGAUGCUGAAC
Molecule: messenger RNA, 2214 nt
Organism: Orycteropus afer afer
Lineage: Eukaryota; Metazoa; Chordata; Mammalia; Tubulidentata; Orycteropodidae
Source: RefSeq, a predicted model, not a curated record